AUGCAUUUAGCUGGCUGGCCUCGUGGUACUGCAGAGAAAUUCCUGCAUCCUGCACCUGCCUCAAAAACCAUAACUCUAUAUCCUCUGAAGAGCUACAGCUUUGGAACAAAGGAGCCUAAUUAUGAACGCGAUCGUAGUGUGCCCGCGCGUUUCCAGAGACUGCAGGAGGAUUUCGAGAAAUAUGGUAUGAGGCACUCCGUUGAGGGUGUCCUCUUGGUUCACGAGCAUAACCUGCCCCACGUCUUACUACUCCAGUUGGGGACGUUUUUUAAACUCCCGGGUGGCGAGUUGCAUCCUGGGGAAGAAGAAAUGGAGGGUCUUAAGCGGUUGCUCUCUGAUAUGCUUGGCCGAACAGACGGUGUGCCGGUUGAAUGGACUCCAGAGGAAUGUAUCGGGAACUGGUGGCGUCCGAACUUCGAGCCUCCGCGUUACCCCUAUAUCCCAGCUCACGUCACCAAACCCAAGGAGCACACUCGUCUGUAUCUCAUCCAACUCCCUGAAAAAACCCUUUUUGCCGUUCCCUCGAACUACAAACUGGUUGCCGCGCCUCUUUUUGAAUUAUUCGACAACUCGCGCGCCUACGGGCCCAUCAUAUCGUCCCUUCCCCAAGUCCUCAGUCGGUACGUUUUGGUUGUGGUGUCAUAUAUUCACCACAUGUUGCUUUAG
Molecule: messenger RNA, 666 nt
Organism: Mesocestoides corti
Lineage: Eukaryota; Metazoa; Platyhelminthes; Cestoda; Cyclophyllidea; Mesocestoididae
Source: the annotation of a GenBank genome assembly